GACACCAGCCCAGAGAGUAACUGGGGUCACCUCUGGAGCUGUGGGCCCUUCGUCCCCGUCUCCUCCGCUGUUUGUCCAUCUGUCCUGGACAGUGUGCAUCUGCUGCCUGGGACAGGGACAGAAGACCCGGCCGUGUAGGCAGAUGCCUUCCUCUGGGCAACAGGUGCAGGUGACCAUGAGGGUGCCGGUGCGUGUGUGAGCCGUGCCCGUGUCCGGCCGUGAGGAUGAAUGUGCGUCCUUAGGGCUCCCCCAGCCAAGCAGAGAAGGCGACUUGGAGGAGCCAGCGGGCACAGCAGCACCAUGGCCUCGGCCGCCUCUGUGGGCAGUCUGCUGGAUGAGGUCAGCUGCCCCAUCUGCCAAGGCACCCUCAGGGAGCCGAUCACCAUCGACUGCGGCCACAACUUCUGCCGAGGCUGCCUGACCCGCUACUGUGAGGUCCCGGGCCCGGAGCCAGAGGAGGCCCUCGCAUGCCCGCUCUGCAAGCAGCCCUUCCGCCCGGCGGGCUUGCGGCCCAACUGGCAGCUGGCCAGCGUGGUGGAGAACAUAGAGCGCCUCAGGCUGGAGCCCAUGCCGGGCCCGGACGAGGAGGACUCGUGCGGGGAGCACGGGGAGAAGAUCUACUUCUUCUGCGAGGAUGACGAGACGCAGCUCUGCGUGCUGUGCCGAGAGGCCUGGACGCACCGGACCCACACUGUGCGCUUCCUGGAGGACGCGGCCCGGCCCUACAGGGAGCAGAUACAGAAGUGUCUUGAGUGUCUAAGAAAAGAGAAAGAAGAGAUUCAAAGAAUCCAGGCAAGAGAAAACCAGAGGACCCAAGUCCUCCUGUCGCAGGUGGCCACCAAGAGACAGAAAGUGAUCUUCGAGUUUGCGUGCCUGAGCCAGUUCCUGGAGGAACAGCAGAGCGUCCUCCUGGCGCAGCUGGAGACGCUGGACGCAGACAUCGUGAAGCAGCGGGACGAGUUCGACGUGCUGGCCAGGGAGGAGAUCUGCCGCUUCAGCAGCCUCAUCUCAGAACUGGAGGGGAAGAGCCAGAGGCCAGCGCGGGGGCUCCUGACGGACAUCAGAAGUACUCUGCUCAGAUGUGAGACCAGGAAGUGCCGGAGACCAGAGGCUGUGUCCCCCGAGCUGGGCCAGAGGAUUCGGGACUUCCCGCAGCAGGCCGCCCCACUGCAGAGGGAGGUGAAGAUGUUUCUGGAGAAACUCUGCUUCGAGUUGGACUAUGAGCCAGCGCUCCUGUCUCUGGACCCCCAGACCUCCCACCCGAAACUCCUGCUAUCUGAGGACCACCAGCGGGCUCAGUUCUCCUACAAAUGGCAGAGCUCACCAGACAACCCUGAGCGUUUCGACAGGGCCACCUGCGUCCUGGCCCGUGGUGGUUUCACGGCGGGGCGGCACACGUGGCUGGUGAAGCUGGACCUGGCCCACGGGGGCAGCUGCACAGUGGGUGUGGCGCGUGAGGAUGUGCGGCGCAAGGGGGAGCUGAGGCAGCGGCCCGAGGAGGGCGUGUGGGCCGUGAGGCUGGCCUGGGGCUUCGUGUCGGCACUGGGCUCCUUCCCCACGCGGCUGGCCCUAGAGGAGCAGCCCCGGCAGGUACGGGUGUCCCUGGACUACGAGGUGGGCUGGGUGACCUUCGCCAACGCUGUCAGCCAGGAGCCCAUCUACACCUACACUGCCUCCUUCACCCAGAAGGUCUUCCCCUUCUUUGGGCUCUGGGGCCGAGGCUCCAGCUUCUCCCUGAGUUCCUGAGAAGGCGUGGCCGCCUUCCUCCAAGUCCAGGCUCACCUGGGGGAACAGAAAUGCGAUGGGCUGAGGACUUGGCAAGGACCGAGGGGGUCCCUGCAGUCUGCUGGUCCAGCUCCUUCCAGGACCCCCAGCGGAUGCCCGUGCAUGGGGGGCGCGGACCCUGGCGAACCCCAGGUCUGGAGCCACAAGACCAGGCACUAGACCACCCUGAGACUGACCAGCUGUGUGAUCUCAGGCAGGGCACGUGUCUUCAUCACAUCUUCUCUCCAAAACUCGAACCCUCCAGAAUCAUUUCCUAUGUGCUGACCGUGAACCAGGAAAAACUUCAGUAUCUGAAGGAACUCAUGCCCCAGGCAGAGAUCAUGGCAGCGAGGUUGACGGAGGCUGGGGUGGGGCCGCCCUGGCCAUUGGGGAGCUCAGAGGACAGGCCCGACCCCCCAGGAGGGCUCUCUGGAAAGGCCAGCUCUGAGAGAUGAGUGUGCUCGGUGAGGAAAGGAAGGAUGGCUGACUGCUGGCCAAUCUGGGCCACGAUCCUCCUGAGACUCUGACACCACUGAGACCUCCCUCACCUGGGGGGUGCUCUUCUGCCUGAGACCAGGUGUGGGCCAUGCUGGGAGGUGAGGCCGUAACCCACAGACCCAAUUUUCCCCUACAGAGAAUCUUACUCCGUUCUGCUGAUCUCCACCUGGGGUCUGGAAAGUGUGGGCAGGGGUGGAGGCUGAGAUGCAGGGGUGCAGAAUCGCAGGCGGGGGGUGGGCUGGAUGACCCUCACCAGAGCUGAUGUGGCUCCAGACAUCAGGGAGAGAGGAGGGAGCCAGGCUCGGAGAAGGGCAUGGGGAGGGCACCAGGAGAGACCCGGCUGCGUGGGGCCGCGUGGCGCCGCGUGGUACGGGGGUGCCAUCCGGUGUGGUUCUGGGAUGGGGACAAGCACUAGAACGUGGAGAAGGGCUUCAGUCGCCCGGGCGGAAUGUUAGCUCCUGUGUGCAAUAAAAGCAUUGUCCUCACA
Hyaena hyaena (striped hyena) is the source of this 2749-nucleotide messenger RNA. Its product is annotated as tripartite motif-containing protein 10-like. The record is from RefSeq and is a predicted model, not a curated record. The transcript has 7 exons. Gene Ontology annotation, molecular function: zinc ion binding; protein binding. The coding region runs from base 229 to 1746 and encodes 505 amino acids. NCBI's taxonomy places the organism in Eukaryota, Metazoa, Chordata, Mammalia, Carnivora, Hyaenidae.